Molecule: messenger RNA, 1923 nt
Organism: Candidula unifasciata
Lineage: Eukaryota; Metazoa; Mollusca; Gastropoda; Stylommatophora; Geomitridae
Source: the annotation of a GenBank genome assembly
AUGGCUGUUGACGAUAUGAGACCCGUGUGUUCUCAAAGUGCAAUGGUGGAUAUCAAAGAGGAACAUCCUCGCUCUGAGUCGGGGAGUAAGAGUUGCCCGAUACAUAGUGGCCAUUUCAUGGUUAGUCGUGUACAUGACGAUGUCAACAAUGACGACGACGAGGAGGAGGUGGCCUCGCCUUUUAACGACGAGCCCAAUGGAUUUGUGUUUCUGGCCGUUGACAAGAAAGAGACGUCGAUGGCGUGCGAUGUUCCACAUGCUGAUGCUCAGUCGGUGGUGAUUGAUGCGUCUUUGACUAAACUUUUCCAGUGUAUGACACUGGCAUACAGUGGCAAAAUCACAUCACCGAGAUGGAAACAGUUCCGUGGUAUGCAUUUGACCCAAAAGCAGCGCAUUCGCCUCAACAACUUAAUUUGGAGAGAGUGGCACAUGCAGUAUAUCUAUGGCAAGCCCCCAAUUGUUUGCCAGUUUGCUGUGCCAUUGUCAGAUCAUAUUCAUUCAAAACCAGAGGCUGUAGUGUUAGAAGGAAAGUACUGGAAGAGGCAGCUCGACACUGUCACUGCAGAGUACAAAAAAUGGCGGCGAUAUUUCAAAGACCGCAUUCGGAUCAAGGAUGUGACGUUUAUCCCUCACAGUUCUGGAAGCUAUGUAUCCAAUACUGAUUUAAAUCUGCUGCAAGCCGACAUGAUGGACAUGGACUUCACCAAUGAACUCUUUGCAAAUUUGAACCAACCAUUUGCAUUUCCUAACCCAAGAGAGCUAAGUCAACUGGGAUAUGCUGACUUCAUCCAGCCAGGGUUGGUUCAGCUGCAACCUAACCUUGAGGAGUUCAUGGACACAGAUUCCAUGCAAGAUGCUUCUGCAACUACAGCUCUUGGCAGUAACAACACAACCUCUUUUAUGUGCGGAAAUGUGAGCACGCCUCAGAACAUUAUGUUACAGUUGACAUCAACUGGUCAUUACCAGUUUGAUCCUGCAACAGUUUUAUUGAGAACACAGUUUUCGCAGGACUCUCCACAGACUUUCACAGUUGUGCCCUCGGAGCUUUACGGCAAUAUCCAGAACAUGGUCAACACACCCCCUAAUAAUUCACGGAAGACUUUAUCAACUCCUGCUGCCACCUGUUCAUCAGACUUGCUGACUCAGUUGCUGCAGCGACGGCCGCCUGAGAUGGCCACACGGAAGAAAGAUUCACAACUGCAGUCGCCCACACCAAUCCAGCCAGCACCAUCAUUAAGUCAACAAGGCCGGUCACAAAAUUUGCAGCAACGCAUUUAUCAGCCGAGCAUCGCAUCACAGAGUCCCAUCCUUGCGCAGUCCCUCUCCAUUCAACAGCACGUCCAGCAGAAGCAGCCCCAGACAGCAGCCCAGCCCACCCACACACACAGAAAGUCUAAUAAAGUCAACAAAGUGAACAAGAACACUGCAAGUAACGACUCUGUAGGUGCUGGAUCAAGUCAGUCUAAACCACUGUCAUCUGGCAAUCACAAGAAAAAGGAUGGCCCGUUUACUGUUCCUGCCGCCAAACCUCUAAUCCUGUCUCGAAAAAAUCGUGUCAUUGCACCCGCUCCACCGCCUGCACCACUCCAGCAAACUGCCUUGAUCCCAUCACCAUCAUCUCAGGCUUCUUAUCUGGCCGAGCUGUUGAAGAAUGGAACUUAUCCCGGUGCGUACAUUAGUGUGAAAAAGGAGCCUCUGCUGGCGUCUGCUAAUCCAAUCAAGACCACCACUAAUUUGUACCAGCAGCCCCGAGCUGGCCAGGAGUCAGCCUUCAGUUCACAUGUGCCAGCUGGCCAGGGGUCAGCCUUCAGUUCGCAUGUGUCAGCGGCCGUUGCCAUGACUGCAGCCAGCACUAUUAGUCCUGUUGAAACUAAUUUACCAAAUGUGACGGGAGCUGGAGUCUCAAUAGUGGCGACCCCUUUG